AUGAGUAAUAAUAAUAAUAAUAACAAUCAGAUUGGAGGUAGUGGAGGAAUAGGUGUAGGAGCAUCAACAACAGGUAAAAGGUUAUCAAAGGGUUCACCAACUACAACAACAACAUCAUCUACAACUACUACUACAACUUCAUCAUCAUCAUUACCAUCGCCAUCAUCAACAUCAUCAACAUUAUCAAAUGAUGAACUGUUACAACAACAACAAUUACAACAACAGAGACAACAACAACUGUUAUUAGAACUACAUAGGAAACAAUUGACUGUUAAACAAUUGAUUGAAUGGUUGCUCAGAGUGACCAUUGACAAUGACCAUCUCUACCCAUCGCUUCGCGACGGUCGCAUACUCUGCAAGCUCAUGAAUCGCUUCCAUCAACCAGCCGACUACAUCCACUUCAGUGACUUUGAGCCACUCCAACAUUUCAAACAGAAAGAGAACAUCGUACUAUUCUUGAAGAAGUGCAGACUAUAUGUACCAGAGGAGUUGGUGUUCCAACCGAAUGAUCUGCUGGAGAGUGCUAAUAUGCCCCUGGUGUUGGAUUGCCUGUUGGCCUUGUUUGAUUACUUCCAAGAGUUCAUCAAGAAUGAUCUGUAUAAUACUGGUGCACCAGAAUACUAUUACAACCCAAAUGGAGGUAUACAUUACAUGUUCCCAACAACCGAUCAAUCAAACAACAUGGACAACAACAACAUGGACAACUCAUUGCCUGAACUUGUUGAACAAUAUCAACAAUACUACAACAACAACAACAACAAUGAGACAAUGUAUCAACAAGAUAGUAUGAUGACACCAAAGAAGGGAAUCAAUGGAUAUAUAUUGGACGCGAUCAUUGUAUCUAGGGACUACAUAUUGGCACCAUUCCUAAUAUCAGUGGCACUUGGAUUUGGAAUCAAGUUGAGUCGCACGGCAUUCGUAAAGGUGUCGGCACUACUCGCUAGACAUUGUUCCACUUCGAGCACCACAACUGCCGCGUCCACACUACUACAGGACACAACAUCACUAUUCAACACCAAUGCUCUGUUGAACAUGCUCGAUAGCUUUAAGCAGUAUAUCCAUCAAUUCAUCGACAAGGCAUUGGUGGCAACAUCAUCAUCAUCCACCACUGGAGCAAUCACAUCAUCGAGCUAA
Messenger RNA from Acytostelium subglobosum LB1, 1134 nucleotides. RefSeq lists its product as hypothetical. The transcript has 2 exons. The coding region runs from base 1 to 1134 and encodes 377 amino acids. The record is from RefSeq and is a predicted model, not a curated record. Gene Ontology annotation, molecular function: protein binding. Lineage: Eukaryota; Evosea; Eumycetozoa; Acytosteliales; Acytosteliaceae.